Molecule: messenger RNA, 34907 nt
Organism: Porites lobata
Lineage: Eukaryota; Metazoa; Cnidaria; Anthozoa; Scleractinia; Poritidae
Source: the annotation of a GenBank genome assembly
UUUCGCACACUGCCAAGAAAUGAAACGAACAGAAAAAUUCAUGUGAAUAUAUUUACAAUACUAAUAGUGUGUUAUGGCCAGGUGAAGGCCCUUGUGGGAAGUCAGGUCAGAUCUGUUUUGGCGUUCCUACUCACCCACAAUGUACGUUCAACGCGUGCCGAUAGCAAAUGGAACAAGACGUUCGAGUACAGCUGGGCUUUGUUCAAGGUAGAAAUGGCGGCCUCCAGUCCAUCGAAUAAUUCAUGUGCAAGUCAGAAUGCGACGGGAGUUUGGAAUCGCUUGAAGCCCGAAGAAUUUCAACAGCUUCAGGAAUACACCAAGUGUAAGAUAGCCCUGCUCUGCUUUCUUAAUUGUUAUUGGAAGCUCUUGAAUCCUCCAUUAUGCUUGUAGUUUAUUGAUAAGCAAAUUUAGUCUUUAACGGCUGAAUGAUGCUGCCCGUGAACUGAACUUGAAGGUCAAAAUUUCGAGGGGUCUUCGUUUACUAAAAGGUUAACAUAAACGAACAUUCUUUUUACCUGAUUACUUUGAAAUGUAAGAUUAACGCGGGAGUUGAGUCAUAAGCUGGAAUAUACUGGCAAACGAUUUAUUUUUUUAUGAAAAAUUGCUACGACCGAAGCUUUGCUUGUGUUUACAUCAGGCACCCAUGCUGUUUGCGGGGAAAACUCACAAGAAAUUAUGAUUAUGCCUCUGUGUAAGUGUUAAUAUCACUAAAACGAGCCGAUUACAAACUGAAUAACACAUUUAUAUUGUCUGCGAGGAAAAGCGAAUCUAGGUUUUAAUACCUUACCUAUUGAUCGAAUCUUGUUGGAACAUGUUCACGCUAGUGAUAAUAAUAUGGCGGCUAGUGUUAUUGGUAUAUUUUUUACAUGUACAAACAAUGCCGCUCGUAAUUUUAAAUACAAGAGAAGAUUUGGGUGGGUGGAUUUUAUCUGUGCCUAGGUGCGUUUUGUGUUUUAGCUUUUCUCUUCACAACAAUAGACUUUAGCUUAGAAACCACGUACACUCGAGUGUAAAAUUCGGGCGCUAUUAAAUAUUCUAUUCAAAGUUAUUUUCUGUUUUCAAUCUUACAGAGACAUGUUCAAUCAAUGGAUUGUUGUUUCGUUCCUCUCUUAGCGUUAUAUUAACAUAUUAUAAUUUGUUCAAUUUUAAAUUCUUUUUACCGAACUUUAAAUUUUUUCUGGUUUAGGGGGCAUGUUCGUAAACGUUUACACUUAAUUGACGUUUCGCAAAUUAUUACAUUUUGCUUUCCCUUAUUAGAAGGUCUCUAAGCUAGCCCUUUCUUUAAAUGAACAGCUCAUAGCGACGUUUGUGUCGGCUUUUAAUCUUAAGAUUUUACUUAAUUUUUAAUGUCACAUUGGUGCAGUGUACAAAAAAUUUUUCCAACUUGUUGGUUUCAUCACUUUUUCUUGGCUAUGUAAUUUCUGUGGUUUUUGAGUGACAAGUUGAUGCUUUGUGAAUCAUAUUCAUUUUCACUCAUCACCAAAUGUCAGGUACUUGGAAACCUUACUUGUCUCACCACCCUUAAUCCAUUGUGCCUCUUCAAGAUUUAAGAGGACAUAAAAUUCAGCCUUUUAAUAUUUUGGUUCAAUUAGAAAUAUCACAAUCCUAUUUCCUACCAAUCAUAUUCUUGAUAUUUUCAUGUUACACCCACCAGCUCUUAUAUUAUCCCAAGAAAUGUCUAAGUGUUUUCAUAAAAUAUUUAUAGCUUUUGGCAUGCAAACACUGGGAGACAAACAAAAUAUCGUCAUAUUUUCCCCAAUAUCAAAGUUAAAGAUUUCCAGGCAUUAUAGGAAUUUUUCAAACAUUGAUUUUUUUGUUAAAUGAUCAUUAUUUUCUUUCAGCAUGUCCAGAGAUUUAUUUCAAAAGUGAUAUUAGAUUCUGUGUCACUGUUGUUAUAAACUGACUUCAGUAUUCAAGUCAACACCCUUGAAAUAAUCUGUUCUUGUUUAUUAAAAUGAUGUGCGUAUGCCUUGUUUUCAUGCCGAGUUCACAUACUUCAGCCUUCAGUUGAUUAGCAUUGGUUCACUGCAGUCAGCAAUUGUAUAGAGUAUAAAAUUGCAUAUUCCCUCGGUGUUUUUUCAUGACAUUUACUUUACUUGUGUGACUCAAAACAUGCAUUUUAUCUGAAUCUCCCAGUAUUUGCUUAAUUGAUGAAUUUUAAUGUUUAAAUUGUUAGUUUAAAACUUAGUGAAGCUGCUUUGGUUGGCUGUCUAAAUUGUCCCAUGCUGUUGUAAAGACAGAAGGAGCCAAUAGCAAGCAAAAAUACUCCAUUGGACCUUUCAGUUCCUCUUAACAACAAUUAAACUUUUUCUUUGCAAUUACCACAUGGCAGCAUUUCCAUAAAUUGAUUGUUUCUUCAAAUAUAGUGAAUUUUGCUGAAAGCCAUUUUAUUCCCCUGUCGAGAAUACAUGAAAAUUCAUUUGGCUUGUUAGUACGUGAUUUCUCCAUUUCUCCAGCAGUAUUUUCUGAAAGGGGAAACCAGAUCAAACUGUCAAAUGUCAGGUCACUCUGGAAAGUGAAAAAAAAAAAAAAUUUAGCAGCGUAAUGUAUUGCUAUUAGUUUUAAAAGGAUAGUAAUUAUGGCUGAAUAUUCAUAUUGCAGUUAAACUCUUGAUGAAGCAGUGAUAAAUGCAAGUUUAAAAUGUCAAGUGUUUUAAACCACUACUCAAAAGAGGAAAGAGAAAAAGCUAAAAUUCAAGCAGUAUUUUUGGUGAUAAAAACAUGUGAGACCUUGAUCUGUAUGGUAUUUACUUUGUGAUUUUAGAGUAAUUUUAAAGUGAAAUAAAUGUAAACUUAAAUUACAUCUGCAUGUGGUGGCCUGGUUUCUAUUUUGCAUUUUCUGGUUAACACUGAAAAUUUUUCUUUUUGAAUAUACUCAGAUGCGAAGACGAGCAGGUUGACUGAUGUCUUGCAACAAUUCCGAGAUGGAGUUUACCCUCAGUAUAAUCCAGAAAAAGUAAGUGUUUACCCGAUGGAAAAUUGCUUUGAUCUUAGGUUGAAUAAUUAACAUUUUAAUCUUCAUAAAUAGUUAUUUUUAUUUUAUUUGUAGAAAGAUUAUUUGAUACACUGCAAAUGAAUUCACAUAUUACAUGUAUUUAACUCCAGUUUUUUAAAAAAAAAUGUUUACCUCUGAUGAUGUAGAAUUUUAUGUUCCGAAAAUGACAAUAGGCUUUUACGUCUUGGGGUAAUGACAAAUUUAUUUUCCACAGAUUGCUACAUAUCUAUAUAUGUUAUAAUGUAUAAAUUUGUUAAGAGUAGAACAUAUAAUAUUGUGUAGUAGUGGCAAGGUACACAACGUAUUAUACAUGCUUUCUGAGAAAGCUUCAAAGUACAUUUAUAAUAAUUAUGUCUUAAAAGAGAGAGACUUUUUCCUGUGAAAAAGUGCCAAGUAAAAGCACAUUGAUUAAUAAAAGAUUUAAAGUUGAUUUGUGGGGAUAAAUGAAUUUAGGGAGUCAAUUAAGUGUCUCUUUAAUCCUUUCUGGCUAAUGAAAAUGUGGGUUCCUGAAGUGAAGAGCUCAAAAUAUUUUUCUCAAUGAUUUUUUCAAAUAUUUAUAGCUUUUCAAGUAUUUUUAGCUCAUGUAUUCAUAUGCAAUAUUAGUGGCUCAGUUUUACUGAUUUUAAGUUCAUCUGUUUAUAUGAAAAAUUAGUGCAUGAACUUUUGUAUUUUGAAAUGUUUUAUGUUGGCAUCAACCUAUUUUUUGGUUAAUCCAAUCUGUUACAUGUAGUUUUUCAAGGUCAAUUUUGAUAAAAUUAUAAUGCAAGUUACCAUAACACCUGUUUACCUUGAUCACUUAAAUACACACAUUAAUUUCUAGAACUAUACCUUCUCAAGAUAUUUUGAAUGUGUCAAGGCUUCACAAUACACAUCAUGUUUUAAAUUAUUAGGCUCAUGAACAACAUGUUUUUUGAUUUUUUUCCAUACCAUAUAUAUGUUGCUUUUGCUUAUUUUCUCUGAAUUUCAGGCCUUGAAAUUAAAAAAUCCCCUGUCGCCUUUUGGCGACCAACUGGAGAAAUAUAGUCACAAGUUUGUAUUUACUAAAUGACGUACAUGUAGCUCAUAGUAUCCAUCAGCUUUGAUUGUUUGAAAAUAUCACGGAAAGAAGUUGGUAUAAAUUUGGAGGUAAACUGGCUAACUUGUUUAUGCUAUUUGGUACAUUUUUUAUGAUGAAUGCAAAGCAAGAUUUAACUUUACUCUUUUAAUUUAAAUCUACAUCAUAGAGAAAUCUGGUUGCUAAGGUGGAGACUAAACCAGAAUUUUUAGGUGCCAAGGAGAGAAUGUUAGUCGCAUUGGCGAAUAUAUCUGUCCCAAUUUUGAGCCCUUCUGAUACUUAAUUUUGUGAAAAUAAGAGGCAAUUUUGGUAUGAGAUAAUUUUGUGAUUUGGCAGAGAGACUUUCUUGGAGCCCUUCAGUAGAGUUGAAAGGGACUAUUUAUGACAUGAAAUUUUCUGGGCUACAUGUACGUCUUGUAAUUCAAACUGAUGAGGCCUUGUUAAAAUUGCAGCAAGUGUCACUGCCUUGAAAGAGUGAUAUAAAAGAGUGAUAUAAGACAGAUAAAAUGAUGGUAAAUGACAUAAAGAUGGGCUAAAACUACAACAGCGGCAAAGACAUGCACAAGUGCAAUACCAACAGGGAUAUGGCUUCCUUCUCAAUGUGUGAAAAAAACAAGUUUUAACAGUCAGACUAGGGAUACAUAUCCCCCUUCCCUCACCUAACAGGCCAAGAGCUCUUAUGAUACAACAACAUAUCCAUGUACAUGCACGUCUAAGGUAAAUUACAUUCUCACCUUUAAAAAAAUCUUCUUGAAAAUUUUAACAAUAAGUACAAUACCAACCUGGUUAUGCCUUCCUUCUCAGUGCGUUAAGAAACAGGUUGUGAAAUUCACACGAGGGACAUACAUGCACAUUCCCUCUGGCCUCACCAAACGGGGCCUAGAGCUGUGAUGUGUAGACAUGUAUGUAGCAGUGAUUUGUUGUAGGUAAAAAGAAUUCUUAAAAAAUCUUAAAACUUUGACAGCGGCAAAGACAAGAAUAUGUGCAAUACCAACAAGGUCAUUCCUUCCUUCUCAAUAUGUUACAUUUGUAAAAAUGUUUUGGAAUUCAGACUAGGGACAAACGUAUGCCUCUCCCCUCACCUAACAAGGCCUGGACCUCUGAUUUGUAGAUAUGUAGUUGUAGGUACACUUCAUUUUCAUCUUGUGGAAAACUAUUCUUAAAAAUUGUAAAACUACGACAGCAACGACAACAAUAAGUACAACACUGAGAGGGUCAUGCCUUCCUUCUCAAAUUGUGGAACAACAGGUUUUGAAAUUCAGAGUAGCAGCGUGCAAAGAAAGUCAUGUCCGAUAGCUCAGGGUUAUUGGAUUUUGCUAUCAGGCUAGUGAUUUUUGUUCCUAACUUGCUCGACAGUGCUGUUUUUUGGGGAAAUUCAAAUUACAGAAGGAUUGUAAGCAAUCAUACUAAUGAAAAAGGGUUUUGGGGCGAGUUGAAAUGACUUGUGGGCUAGUACAUGCUAGCUACAGCUUGCCCGAAUGGCAGGCUGUAAAACUGACUUUCUUUGCACCCUGGAGUAGGGACAUACAUACUGACCACCCGUCACAAGAGUGCCUACAGUGCUAUGAUGUGCAGACAUGUACAGUAUGUUAAUAGAUUUUAUUAAGCCUGCUUUUUAUAUUUGUAUUGCUGUGAUCAUAACUAAAUAGGUCCAGUGAUCUGACAGAUUGUAGUGAUUAUAACGUAGAACUUAAGUUUGCUUCAGCAGUUUGUGGAACAGUGGCUUGUCAUUGUUACAAUUUAUUGUUGAACAGCAGUACGACAUCCAUAUCAUUACUCUGAUCACUGAACUUUGUUUCAGUGCUCCAGAAUCUGCAAUUGUUGUAGUUACGUGGUUGGAAAGCGGCCUCUUUAAAAAACACUAUCGAAGUUUGGCAGAAUAAAGUUGUUUGCUGAAAUGGCAAAGAGAAACAAUUAAGUAAGGAAAGAAAUGCAAAAUACAGCCAAGAGGGAAGACAGCGAAAUGUCAAAAAUGUUGUCUUCUGUACAUGCCAGAAUCUUGAAAGCUUUAAUUUUGUUUCCAGGACAAAAGUUAGCAUACAUGUUCAUGUACAUGUAGUUGUGUACUGUUACCAGCAUUUUGGGCUGUUUGAGAAAUCACAUCGUAUAGUCAUUGUUUUCUUAAGCUGGUCUCACUUUGCAUAGAAAAGCAAUGUAGUUGCCUUCAACUGAGAUUUACACUGUAUGUGUUCAAUAUUAGGCAAUGCUGUACAAUGGUCUUCUUUACUACUCAUAUGCUGAUGUCAAUUCUUUUCGCUGACUGUGCCUUUUGCAUGCAGUUGUUUAACCCUUUAAGCCCUAAGAGUGAUCAGCAUCAAAUUUCUCCUAGAAAUAUCACUGCUUUGUAAAACAGAGUGGUCAUGAGAGUUACGGACAUGAUCACUCAAGAUGAAUCUAAUUGAUACUUCAACAAAUUCUCCCCACUACUUCUAUUGAAAACGUAUAGGGAUAACGAACGAGAAUUUGAAUUUUGAUGUUCGGGUUUAAACGGUUAAGCCUUAUUACUCCCAGCCCUCUCACCCCUGUGGAUGAGUGUUGAUAAGUAUUUACCAAACUCUCCACUGAGGUUCUCAGUGUGACGGUGUCUGGUGGUUGCCGCUCACAGGGUUGUCAUGGUUACCGGCUUCCGCGCUUGCAUGUAACUCCAUCAGUUUGUCCAGGCACUUUCCCCACUCCCAUCUAUUGUUGAUGGGUUUAAAUCUGAAAUGAACGGAUCUCUUCAAAAUUGUUGUCUAUAAUAAGCACAGCACAUGUACAGGCACACUGUAUAGAGAGUUUAAGCUUCAUGUAUAUGACAGACGGCAAAUGGCACAUUCAGGUUGAGAAUUUCGCAAAAUAGAAAGUGAGGAGGUAAAAACAGUUCAGAAAAUUCUUAUGGAUUAAAAAUUGUGUCUGUACUACUAAUUCAUGUGUAGCAAUAAUUAACAGUAGGAGCCAAGCAAAGGGAAACUUGGUCAGGUGAUACAAAUUCGCGGUUGCCGUUUGACGUAAAUGUGAUGCUUAACCUCUCUUUUGUCUGUUUGCCAUGGAACUUCGAAUUAGUAUGAAAAAAAAUUAUUUCCUGCCCACAGGUAAAAGUACAGAUGUACAAGUGUACCUUGUGAUUUGUGUAUGAUUAUAGUAAAUUGUUACAUAUACAAAGUUCAUAUGGGAACUGAUCCUCAGUCUCUGAACCACCAGCUAGUGCUUGCCAAAGAUAAUAACUUUUAUUGUAGCCUUUAUUAUAAAGUGAGUAGGAGAAAAAAGAUAUUUCUUACUGCUGAAGCAAAUCUAUAAUUUCUUUCAUGUGUGACUUAUUUUCUAGCCGAUGGACUAUGAGGGCUUCAAGUUGUUUAUGUCGGCGUAUCUUGGAGAUGAUGUCAGUGAAGACUUGUGCCAACAUCUUUUCUGGGCAUUUCACAAACAAGUUGCUGUGAAUUCACCAUCACUGUCACAAACUAUCAUAGACAGUGUGGCUGCUACAGUUGUUUCAAACUCUCAACAAGAUGUCCACAAAUUCGAUCAGAGGAGACGUAAGUCUACUUGCAUCUCUUGAAAAUUUGCAAUUGCAUGUGUUUUUUAGUAGUCAUUUUUCGAAGUACAUUUACUUGUAUCUUAGAAAUGUUUGUGAUUACCUACACUGUGUAUCUCUUUCAGAUUUAAUUUCUCUUUGUUAGUUCUUAUUUUCCUGCAUACCAAAAAGAAGCCCCUAAAAUGCUCUUUUAUUCGGGAGCAGAGUCAUAAAUAAAGCUAUGCGCACUAAAAAAUCUUCCUGUUACAUGUAUAUCCAACAUAGUGGCAGUGCUUUAAUUCAGGCACCAUUCGUAACCUUUUAAGUCAUAAUAUCCUUGUACAAAUUCUCCAAACUGAUCUCCAUACAGUUCCUUAAAGAAAUAGAUGAGAGAAUUUGAUCAAACACCAAAGAUGUUUUCCUAUGGUUAUCUUUUUUAUUGAUUCUCUCAACCUUUCCUUUUGAUGAUGUAUGGAUAUUGUUGGGAGAAAAUUGGUAUUGGUCACCCUUGAAGUAUUGCCUAAAGAUUUUAUGGAUACAGUAGAGUUUUUUAGUGCCUUCACAACCAAAAUCACUUAAGUGUAGCAAUGUUUUCAAGAAUUUUUGAAUUGCUUGGGUAACCAUUUUGAGAGACCCAUUUGUUCAUUUGGCUAUCCUCACCUUUAGAAAGAAACUAGACUCGCCAAAAGGCGAAUUUACUGGGCUGCUUCUGCUUGGGCUUACACUGGACAGAAAUAUUGUAUUGUAUGAAAACGAGAAGUUUACUAAAAGAGACAGCCAUCCAUGAUCCUGAUCCAUGGGCCUCAUUAAUAAUUACACUGAGAUGAUCCUCAUUUGUGGUCUACUGUUUUCAUGUGAAUCACAUUUUUUUUCCCACAAGAUAAAAGGUAUUCAGUUUAAAGAUUUUUCUCUUGGUAUUUUUCUCUAACUUCAAAGAAGAAAAUCCUUUGCAUUUUGUGACCUAAAAAAAGUUUAAAGAUUUCUUGCUUGCAUGUUGCUUUCAUCAGCAUGAACUUUAAACAAUGAUAGAUGAAACGAUCGGUAACAUAUUUUUUACUGUGUUACUAAUAUGAGUUAAAAAUUUGCUCGAGUUCGCUGUUUGUCUCACCAGUGACUAAAUUUUCUUCAUGGCAGAAAAUAAUAUUAUGCCGUUUUAUAACUCCUCGGAAGUUUUUGUGCUAGUUAAACAAUAUCGAAACACUAUUCACAGUCCUUGGAUAUUAAAAAGACUGAAACGCACUGAAAUGCACUAUGUGUCCUUGUUUACUUCUGAUCACGUGCACUAAAUUCUCUUUUCAAGUGAUUCAUCUCAAUGCACAAUAAUUGACCCUUAUAUUUAUUAAAACCCCUUGGUUCAUAUUAAUACUGUUUUUGCCCCUCACUCACAUUUACAGUAUUCGUUUGUAUUCAAAACACCUUUAGGUCAUGUAAGCUGUGUGUUAUGUUUAGACAUAAAUCGAUUAUAGUCUUUUUAAGUUCCCAUUUUGCGGUGGUUUCAGAUUACAUCUCCAUAAAAUGCUACACAUGGCACGAAACAUCACACAAGCUGUAAACUUUCAAAAAUUUUUUGAAAUUCGCCUAUGCUGACGUCAAUAAUAUUGUGCUUGCUGAAUGGGCAAACACCCAGAAUAGAGGAGAAGCAUAACAAAUGAUAACAAGAUCACGUACAAAUUUAAUGAUAAAGGCUUAGAUACUGAUACAAACAAAAGCAACACCUCAGGGCUUAUACACUUGAAAACAACUGUAUGCCCUCUACUCAGUAACCAAACCUUGUUAGUAAUAGCUCCUAUUUACCUCAAGUUGGAGCUCCCGGAGCAGAUAUCCAGGUGAAGCUUUGAACUUGUGAGCAAAAUUCUCAAAGUUCCUAUUUUUGUCUGUGUCUUCUUUAUCCUUAGCUGAAAUUUAGACCUCCAAAGUGGCCUGUGUUGCAUUUAAUAGGAGAAAGUACUAAAAUGAAAAGCUAGUCUUCUAACAUGGCAAAGUUGUAGCCUACGUGGCAGGCGUUAAAAGGGGAAGGGGGAGGGGGAAUUUGGGUUCGCGAGGGAGAAAGGAAAGGAACGCCUGCAAGGACGCCAUUGUUUUCUCCGUUUUCACGCUCAGAUUCUGAGCGUGAAAAUAGUGAUUGGUCAGAAUUAAUUAAAUGUCAAUCUUCGACUUAAUACCUUUUUCCAGUUGGUUGAAAUCAACAUCACACCAUUUGAGUAACUAAACAUAUGUCGUUAGUGAAGCAUGAUGAGAUUUCUCUACGGGAAUUCAUCAUUAGAAGGCAUCAAUUUCAGCUCAAAAAGAGAAUAGAAAAAAAGCAGUCAAAGAACUGUAUGAACUAAAAGGCCUGUCAGCAGAUGAGGUUUGCUGACUGGUUCUGAAAAGUAUCAUCUCCCAACAGCUUGUCAGUUUUACUCGCCAGAAGAAAGAAAGGAAAAAUCAUGCUGCCUGUGUGCUUGUUAUCUGCAUUAUCAAUGGCAAGAUAAUUGAAGACGAAGCGAUCUAUAACUUUUGGCGAUUUUUGGUUGAGGACUUCUUCUUGCCAGUUAUAAAACUGCCAGGAACUUACUUUAAUGAUAAAUUGUUGCCUUCUUGCAGAUCUUCAAAGUUCAGCUCUUCUUUCCCCGCCACCAGCCUACUUUUGUGUGCUCGGCUGGAUCCAAUUGUCCUGAUAGAAAUUCAAAGAGUGCGUGACGGCAAAGUGUUUUAAUUUUUCUCAUACAAACACUGCAUUGAAAGUUGUGCCGAGCCGUUACAUUUCUUAUUAUUAGUUUUUCAGCCCGAUUCCUUCAGCAACAACUUGAAUAGAUUUAUGCUGGAUUUUAUGUAACUCGUUGUUGCAACUUUCAAGGAAGAUUCCUUCGAUGGACGACUGCAUUUGAACUUUUUUUAUAGUACCUUUACUUUAGAUUUCUUGUUUUCGGAAAGCAAACGAAAAACAGUGCGAGAAAUAUGACUAGAAUAUCUGCAUUGUGGCCAGACUUAUUUGACAGCUAGUCAUUCACAGUUGCGUUAUUUUUGUUAUUUUUUUAAUUAGUAGGCGGGAUGGCAAAAACAAUGGCUUCCUUGCAGGUGUUCCCCUCAUUCCUCCUCUCUUGCGCUUGGUCUCGCGCACUAAUUCCCUUCCCCUUCCCUUUCGAAUGCCUGCCACGCAGGCUAUCAAAGUUGUCACUUCCCUUGCUCAUGGACGUCCAUUUCUUAACAUCAGGAUUCAUCUGACACUCAUCGGCAACUGAGUUGUUCACUUCAGUACAGCAGCUUACAAUCAAGUCUUCAACCAUAGUUUCAUCAAUAUAUUGGUAUAAAUUACUUUGCUCGUAAAUUGUGCUUAUUAACUGUGAACAUGUACUACAUCGAUCAUUAAUUUUUGGUCGCCUCCGAAGAAAAACAUCCACCCGUUGGAGGGAAGAUGUGAGGGUAUGUCUGGUACCAAGAAAUGGUGUUUUCAAGUGGUUUCAUUCGAUUUUCCCUUGCACAAAUAUUUUUUAUACCUUGUCCCCACCCCCCAGGAAUCCAGAAGACAUUACGAAUCAAGAAGGCUUUUUUUUUAAAGCAAUUCAAUCAUAGGAGUCACUUAACAAGUGUUGUCACUGUUCAGGUUUAAGUCAAUUGAUGAUGUUGGGGCUAGGAAACUGAAUCAGAGAAAUGCUCACGUUGCAUACAAACCCACCUGCCGUUCACGGUAGGUUCACUUUAAAGGAUGGCUAUGGGCAUCAGUUUUGAAACAGGCCGUUUCGUGAACUCAAAGGGAGAACUGAAAUUAUAAUUGGCUUGCGUUACAGGCAGCCCAGUAAUAAUGAUGUUUGGAGGUUCAAAUGCUCUAAUUCUACCAGGAUAUAAUAAUUAUUUUGUUGAAUCACCUCUGCCUCGAUCUGCUCAACAUAUCAUUAACUAUAAGUGAGCUCUCAUUGUUUCCAAUAUGAUUUCAUGUUCCCAAAAGUUCAUUGAUUUUUACAUGCACCACCAAACACUGUAAUAGAGCAAGCUGUUGGGAUUUGUAUUGCCGCAAGUUGCCCUGUGAGAGAAUAAACAUUGUGCUAGUUUUAACACAGUUACACACAGAAAACACUCAGUUUGAUACCUAGGUGCCAGACUCUGGAGCAAGAUACCAAGCAAAGACAGUUUGGCUGCCAGUCUUAAGCAGUUUAAGACCCGGAUAUGCAGUCUUGAUUUAAGUAACAUUUUAGAUGGAUGUUGUGGCUGCUACCUUUGAAAUUUGUAAUUUUAAAUUUUGUUAAUUACAAUUUUAGUUACAAGAUUUUAGAAUUUUGAUAAUUUUUAAUGGCGUUUUUGUAGUACAUAUGUUAGUGAGUUAUCAUUAGUAGUUUCUAAUUCUAACUCUUAGUAGAUUCUAGUUUCGACUCUAUAUUAAUUUGUUUUGUAUUUUUAGAUUGUAUUUUAGAAAGUUAGUUGUUCCCUAAUAACAGUGGGGAAUCCCCUCUGCUAGAUUUUUGCUUGACACGUUAAUAAAGGCAUUAUUAUUAUUAAAGGAACAGUAUCCCAUUACUGCACAUGCACCAAACUUUGAUUUUUGGACAGGAUGUCGUGAAAUCAAAAGAUGCCAGGAGAGUGAGAGAACCUUGAAACAUCCGUUUGCAUCGCACUUGGGCAAGUUCAAUACUACACUAAAACUUCUCAGGACUACAGAUCAAUGAUAUAUUGUUCCUGUUAAGUCUCGGUUUGGGCGAAAUCGGAAUUUUUUGGCUUUACUUUUAUUGCCGUUGGCCAGAGGACCAAAAGAUGGGAAGCACUUUGAUGCCAAUUGAAGGCUUAUUUCCUCUGCUAGCUUCCAUACGAGCUCAGAUAAUUGUGAAAGGAAAACGCAGAAAUGAAACAGCAACAAUAAAGACUGUAAGAAAGAAACCAUUGAGACAUUGGUGUGACUGAAGAGAUCUCAUCAAAUUAAACUUCGUGAAGUAGAAUGUUUUGCAACGACGUGUUGGUAAACUUUUAAAUGAACCUUCCUACAGCCCACCAAAUCAAACAAACAGGGGCUACAUGUUUAGAAAAACUAGUGCCAUGAAAUCAUAACAUAAUUUUUGACUAACCUUUGCGAUGAUUCAUAGCGUUGAGAUUGCACUUUUAUUUAUGUCUUUCAAACGUUUGAGGCUAGAACGCGAGCAAAUCAUAUGAAUAUUACGGGACUUGGAACAAUUGACCUCUGACUCAAGUUUCACAUUAGAAAAGCUGUUUUUAAAGCGAGCGGAACAAGAUUUUCGGGUCACGAGGUGGCCCUGCUUGCGAUAAAAUCGUGAUGAGUCUUCCUGCUGUGAGCUAAUUUUUUAUUAAGACGAAAGACUUCUUUGAAAGUCUAAAAUAUUACUUGAGAAUGUAAACAACAAAUCUCCGUCGGCAGUGUGGUCUGGAAAGAAAUCUUGUCUGGUCAAUAUGACAGUUCUAUUGUCUUUAGAAGAAAAAACAGGUGACGCUCGCGCAUGUGCAUAAUCAAAACUCUGUCCCUUUAACUUGGAGAAAUAUACGUAUAAUAACCAUCUCUUCUUAGCUCUGUUAACUUAUAGCUGACUCAAAUGAUUGUUGAUAUACUAAUCUGUUUAUUAUUGUGUGUUUUCAUAAGCAAUGAUGACCCACAAAUUGCAUUUUCUACAUGUAGCUCCUCUCAGAGAAGAUGGCUACUUUUCUCCCUUUGUUUCAGUAAUUAAAGAAAGAUUUUUUUGCAUGUUAUUGAUAAAACAGUCAGUUUCUUUACUCAAUCCAGCUUCCUCUUUCAAAUUUUGUUGAAAACCCUGAUAUUGUUUUCUUUCUAUGAAUUCUUAAAGUAAGCCUUUGUAUAAUCAGUACGGUGUUCCAUUAUUACUAUACACUUAACACCAGAAUAUCCUCAGAUUUGUGCCUGUCAAUUAAAAAGUAACAUAAAUUGGAGCAUUGAACACUGUAUUUUUAUAAGACAUCCAGGGUACAAUAUGCUGGCAACACUAAUUUUGCAACUAACUGUUCAGGUUAUAGAAUUUUAGAAGAACUGAAGACAAACCAUGUGUUAAACUAAUGUUAUAAACUUUUGUUUCUAAACUGGCAGAGAGAAAAAAAUCAGUGCUUUUGGCUGUGCUAGUUACCUGUUCAGGGUGGAUUGAAUAAUUUAUUACAUGUGACUUGACUUGUGACCUGAAUUUUCCCUCUACUGAUGUAGUGUCAAAAUUAUAUAUUUUUUGUUUCCUAUGCAACUAUUACAUCACGGGAAUAAAACUGUCUGUAUAUAUGUUACAGGUCAAAAUUGUAUUCAAGCUAAAAUUUUUUAACCUAUGUUGAUUCUCAAUUUCUUUAGUUUCUUAGCCUUAAUUAUUCAUGAAUUAGGGCUAGGAGACAGGAAAUUGAGAAUAAAUUUAAAAACCUGAAUGUAGUUUUGACCUGUAACAUAUAUUUCUUUAGCUUAUGUUGAAGGUUAUCAAUAAAUUUAAUCCACUGAAGCUGAGAACUUAAGUUUUGCAUAAGGAAUUGGAAUUUUUAUAUUAAAUAAAUAAUCUCUUUAUUUAAUAAGAAACUAAAUAAAUUUUUUGGUCUCAAACCUGCCAUGAUGUUUGUUAAACCAACAAUAAUUUUUACAAUGAGAUAACAACUUUAAUCAGUAAAAUAUCACCUGUAAUUCAUAAAAGUUCAUAAACUAUAAUGACUCUUUAAAUCAUGAACUACACAUUCAGUUUCAGAAAUUCCAGGUAUUCACAGUGGAGCUGGAACAGCAGCGCUGGUUGCCACAGCAGCAGCUGUAGGGGUUGGCGAUAAACCAGAAAUAACGCUAUCUAAAGUCAAAGAUGAUGAACCUGAAUCCAGUGCUAAACCUAAUGGAUCACCCAGCAUUAAAAAUAAUAAUGAUACGAUACCCAAACCACAACCAUCACUCACUCUUUCUCUGGCGCCUCAAGAUUCUUUAGGGCUCGGCUCAUGGGGGCGAAAAUCUCCUGAUUUAAAACACCAUUUCCGGCGACAUUCUAGUGGCUCAUUCAUGGGUUAGUGACUACAUUAACAUCCUUUAAUCAUAAAUUGACUUCAUAUAAAGCAUGAGUUAUUUCACUUAAACAUCAAUUUAUGUAUUAUAUUUUUUUGUAACAUCUUUGAUCAUUGCUUUGUUGCUGCUAAAAUAACAACUAAUAGUUAACGGUAAUGCUGGUUAUAAAUUACGUUUUUGGUACAGCUGGGAAAUGGACGGGUUCAAGAUAGACUUUGUUUCUCUGUAAAAGGGUUGGGUUAAGGUGAACAUUUCUUUUACUAAGAGACUUAACUAAAUCAACAAAAUCAAACUUAACAUUAGACCUGACUUAAGAUCUAAAUUUAAACAUCAAAACCCAGUGCGAAGAAUGAAUUUUGCGAUAAAGUUAAAUAAAUUAUUUUCCUGAUCUAUGUUGGUUGAAAAAGGCAACUUUGAUAAAGAUGAUCAAGGUUGAAAGCUUGAUGAACAAUUUUGCAGCAUAGGAAUAGAAAAUCAUGACCAACUUUGCCAAAAACUUUCAACAUUCACCAUUUUCCGAAUUUCAUUUUGAAUAAAAAUGAUGGUAGAGUGAGCCUGUUCAAUUUCACAUCAGAAACUUAUUAAUAAAUACUUUCAUGAGCAAAGUCUUCCAGGUGCAUGUCUCGAGUUUUUCGAGUGUUUCUGAUUGGUUGAAGCAAAUUUUGAGCCAAUCAGAAGCAGUACCCAGAUCCAGGUUCUGACGCUGUAACAGUAUAGAAUUUCUGUGCUUGUUUCUCAGACAUCACAUUUUGGGGAAACUAGUGGUUGCGUCAUGAAAUGUCGGCUGUUGUCUUAGCCUAGUUAGUAAAGAGGAUCCCCUUAGCUUGUUAGUUGUAAGGUGCUAGGUUUGUGUGCUUGCAUUACGUGGAAUUAAGAGAGCAAGAUCAUUUUCAUUACAUUUUUUUGUAAUGAUGGAAACUUGGUUUACAGUAUUAUUGUGCUUUCCUGGUUUUCUUUUGAUAACAAGUAGCUUUAAAUGUUGAAAGAUUUCUUUACAGUGAAAUCAGGCAUCAGAAAGCUUUAAGAUAAAGUCUGAACUCAUGGGCUUUUAACACAGAUCCCCCAUGGCCAUAGAUGUCAGCCUUACAGCUGUCAGAAAUUAAAUAAAACUGUGCUGAAAUAAACUUUCUGAGUAGUUGUUUUUAAGUGUUAUUAGCUGUAUUUCAUGUGUUCUGUUUUUCUCAGCAUUCAAAGUGGCCAAUGAGCAUCCACCAGCUCACCCACGGUCCAGUUCACAGAGGAAGAAAAUGUCCAGCGAACAAGUUAACCUUCUGAAUGUGAACCCACAUGCAAACACAGUACCCAUGGUGUCGAUAAGAGAGAUCGCUUGCUAUCUGUCUAUGCUGGAGGGCGGCAAGGUGGAGGACAAACUGGAAUGUAAGAACAUAUAAGUAGAUGAUAUUAUGUGACAAGUGGAGAUAAUGAAUUACUCUUUGAAUGUUGAAAAUAUUUCAAGAAUGAGCACAGCAAAUGAGUGAAAUAUUUUUUAAUGCAAGAAGGGAAACUUAUUAUCACCAGGCAGCCAUGUAGAGUUCUAUUAUUGCAUCGAGUGUGAAAUACCAAACCAUUUCACUGUAAUAUUUUUCGCAAAAGGCGCAAUUUAUGUUGAAGCCAUAGCAACAGUGAUCUUUUCACUAACCACGUGAAAGCUCACCUGGUAUUUCAUUGUUGCUUAUACAAUAAAAUAAAUAAAUUAAUUUUACUACCUGUACUUACAGCAAAGAGCUGGAAGAGAUGUAGUAAUUUUUGUUAAUGGGGAUUCAAAACUUAUCCCUAGUUGAAACUGUCUUCCUUAUGUAAUAUUUCUAGCUUUUCACCUGUUUUCGUGAUAUCAGAUGUGUGCUACAGUAACCAUCGCUUAGCAAAAUUGCCAUAAAAUUACCAUAAAAGUGCACAAUAGGAAAAAAAAAUCACACAUUUUUUAUGAGGCAGGUACAAAAGUCGGACCGGAUCAACUCGGACCGCCAGUCCGGGUCGGAUCAACUCGGAUCGACUCGGAUCAAAUAAAAAAAUAAAAAUAAAAUAAAAGUGGACUAGGAUCAACUUGGAUCAUAAAAAGAAAAAUAAAAUCAAUCGGUGUCACUUACCUUUCACCCGCCAUUUUGUUUUUUUCUCAUGAACUCGUGGUUGCGUAAAUUAAUUCUAUUUUUAUUGUUAUUAAUUUUAGUGAUACACUAGUGAGCAGCACACACGCACAUCCAGUGAACAUUUUUAACUUGAAAGGAGGAGAAACCAUGCUCGCCCGGGACAACAAAACUUUUCGUACCCCAGGCGAGAAUCGAACUCGCGACCCUCCGAAUACUAUAAAGAUUCGACGUUCUAACCACUGAACCGGAGGGCCGCGCGUUCGAUCCUUGCCAGGGGCAUGAAAAUUUUCUUUGUCCCGGGCGAGCAUGGUUUCUCCUCCUUCCAAGUUGAAAAUGUUCACUGGAAAUGUACGUGUGCUGCUCACUAGUGUAUCAUUAAAAUCAAGUUUCAGAAGGUCCUGCAGAAAAAAACAAACAAGAAUGAGAGCACUCUUCAGUCUGACUCUUUGGUAACUAUCUAAAUGCGAUCAACAGACCAGGCCUUUGAUGCUUUUCUCAUAAAUAAUUCAGUACACUAAAAAAUAAGCAAAUACAUACAUUCUAGGCUACUGAAACUAUCAUUUUCUUUGGAAUGAAGAAAAUGGUCGAGAUUUUACCUUCCUCUAGGUCAUCUAUAUCUGUGUCCUUGAAACAGAACGCGCGCGUCGUGUAACGCAACCAUGAGUUCCUAACAUGAUCCGAGAGGAACUGGCACUAGUAAAACAAAAUGGCUGCUGAAAGCCACGGAGAAAAAAAGGAUUAUCUGGCCUUUUUUACCCUCCAAAUGGGUUAAAUUUUCAGUUUUGCUAAUUAAAUUAUUAUUUUUUUUGUUGAUCCGAGUCCACUUUUAUUUUAUUUUUAUUUUUUUUAUUCGAUCCGAGUCGAUCCGGGUUGAUCCGACCCGGACAGGCAGUCCGAGUUGAUCCGGUCCGACUUUUGUACCUGCCUAUUUUUUAUGUGACAUGUCUGCCACAUGUUGCUAGAAUUAAGAAGAAAUGUCCAGUGUCAAGAUGUAAAUGUCUCAUGCUUUGGAAAAUAAGUAUGUAUUUUUUGUUAUGAAUGACAUUAUUUUCCUUUCUUUAUAUUCAGUUGUCUUUAGAGUGUAUGAUAGUGAUGGAAACGAGUAUCUUGAUUCUCAGGUAACACUAAUUAGUUAUCAUUUACUUGUUUUGCAGUAGCUACACAAUGAUCUUACUGUCUCCUCUUUCUAAGAUGUCCCCUUUGGGACUAGCACUAACUGUCCAUCUAAGAGUGAUGCCUCUCUUAUAUAGAGUUGAUUAAAGGGAGUAGAGAAAGUCAGGACAAACUGAUGUGUCCGUCUUAUAGAGGCUUCUGUUAAGAGAGAGACAGUCGUGUGUAUAUUAUAUAUCAUUAAAAACUGAGUCAUUGGAUAAUGCAAUUCUAGAGCUCUGAUUGGCUUAGCCAUCAUGGUAUAUGAGCCAUUAUACCAUGCUCUAUUAAAGACAAGCUGAAAAUCUGUUGUUUUUACAAAUAAAGUUGGGAAGAAUUCUCGAUAUUUUGUGGGCAUUUUAAUAAAACAAUUAGUCCACUCGUGCUUGUUGGAUGUGAGAUGGUAGAUGGCCAACUCAUAUCCAAUGCGCACUUGUGGAAUUUGGUCAUUAGAGGUGCUAUACCUAUGUUAAUUAAUGCCUACCUAUGUUGCAAAUUGUCCUUUUGCAAUACAGUGUAGGUGGUCGUGUGAUCACCUUGAACUGUAACCACAAUAACAAUCUUGUCUGUAAAAAUAUGCUAUUGACUAGAACCAAAAGAGCAUAUAAGAAUAAGUCAACCUGUUAAUUUUCAGCUGUAUACAACUGUACAUGCAUCUCAAAAGUAGUGAUUUCAAUGGCUGCUGUAAGUGAAAAGAAUUUGUCAACCCUUCCCACCCAAUCAUGGGUGAGUGGUUUUCCAUUUUGAAAUUUUAAAACUGUCUUCAAAUCUUUCCUUAUGUAUUACGAAGCUCAACUUUUCUUUUGUUCAUAACAGCCAAUUUGAGCGCUACACAGCCAAAAUUCUACAGGUUACCUAAUAUUUAUAUGCUUUUUCAUUUCCUGCUAACAUAAUUUUUCUGUGCUGGGAAUUGAUUAUGUGAUUUUGAGCAAGUUGAUUUUUAAACUUAAAGUUGCAAAGAAAGUCUAAUUUACAGCUUGCUAUUCGGGCAUGCUCUACCUGGCAUGUACUUCUCAUCCCCAAAGUCAACUACCCCAACAAAAAUUUUUGAUGAGUAGCAUUGACUUCAGUAUUUCUGUAAUUUGAAUCCCCCCAAGAAAAUUUCAGUGUCCCAUUGGGCAAGUUAAAAACAGAAUUUACUAGCCUGACAGCAAAGUCCACUAGCCCCAGGCUAUCUGACACUACUUUUUUUAUGCUGAAUUUAAUGGAGCACAUAAAAUGAUAAUUUAGGAAAAACAACAACUAAAAUAUUUCUCACUUACAGUGCAGUGAGUACACAGUAAUGCCAUUGAAAGUCAACUUAUGUGGUCUGUUUUAUGCCAGUAUUCCACUUUUCCUUUAAAUUCACUUUAUGCCCCAAAUAUAUCCUUUGAAGAACUAUUUUUUUGCUGUUGUAUUACAGUAUCAUAUUCCUGCAAACUUGGCAAGUGUAAUGCAUUCAAUGUGUCUCUUUCAAUUCCUUUUGGAUUUUUUUUAAGUUGAAUUAAAUGUGGGAGGGUUUAUUUAUUUAUUUAUUAUUAGUAUUAUUAUUAUUAUUUUAAUGUUUUUCCGAAGUCAAAAUUUUUUUGGAGGGGAAUUGUGGAUAAAAUAUCACUUGCAAAAUUAGAACCAUUAAUAAUUUAGUGCCAGAGAGCACUUAAAUCCUAGUGUUGAUUAUAGGUGAGCUGUGGUUAAUUAACUCAGAAUCUACUUAGCAGAAAUUAUAAAAUGGUAGACAAAUAUAGCUUUGUGAUAACACGUUUGUAUUAAGUUACAUUAAAUAUAAGGGAAAUAGGACAAAAAUAUCAACUUCUACUUCACUAUUAACACUCACAAUAAUUAUUAUUGUGCUAGUAUAACUAGUGGGAGAAAUAGAGAAAAAUAAAAUGUAAUAUAAUAAACAUUCGGUCACCUGCUCAUCAAAUUAAAUUUUAAUGUAGCUAAUACAUUUUAGUAAAAGUUAGAGACUAAGUGUACAGGUACAGUCGUACAAAGUGCAACUGUUGUUUCUGUUGCGCAAAAAGGCUUGCAUCAUGGUAUGUGUAAGUCAUGUAACAAAGAAGUUACAGUCUCUUAACGCUUUGGAAGACAUAAAGAAUCAGCAUGCCGUAUUCUAUGUAAGGUGGAUAUAAUUAAAGUUUUUUUUACUUCGUAUUUCAUGUUUGUUCAAGGAAUUAGAGUGUAUUACACAACAGAUGAUGAGCGUAGCUCAGUAUCUUGGUUGGGAUGUCACGGAACUCAAGCCAGUAAGUAUUCUAUUUUAUAUUUCAUUAUCUUAAAAAGUUUUUUGUCUGUGCACUGUGUAGAGAAGAUGUAAACUAUGCAUUUAAAGAGCAUGUGGGUUAAUAGCGGCAGUUGUAAAAUAAUUUGACACCUGCAAUUGGUAAAUCAAGUCAUUGAAAUGGUACAAAAUCUCUAGAAUAUUCCUGCACUCCUCUGUUUUCUCUGAAAUGUGCCUCCCUCUUUAGCACACAUUUUUGAGCAGUCAGAUGAAAUUGUUAUUUGCAAAUUAACAUACGGGAAGGGAAAAGGAUGCAAGUGCUUCAAGAAAUUUGAUGACUAUUGUGACAUCACAUGUAUUAGAGUUGGCGAAUAAAGCGCAGUUUCUGUAUAAUUUGUCUGGAUUAUUCAAAAUGUCUUCAAAAUGUUUGGUGUAUGAAUACAUGUAUGGAAACAUCUCUGGUGGUAUGCGGGACAUUAUGUACAUGUAAUAUUAUAAGGGUGAUCGCAGUUGCUUGAAAAUGCUGAAGUAUAUAUAAAUGGAUGGGCUGGUCUCAUGUUGUUGUCUGGAUCAUCUUGAUUCUCUUCUUAAAAAGUGAAGUGCUCGAGAUGGUCAUGAUUAUCACAUAAAAACUAGACUUUAAAGCACUUGAUAUUCAUGUUGGAAUGUUAUUUUAGAGAAUGUGCAUGUAGAGCAGGUACUUAAGGCUGCUAUGCCUAAGAUUACCCUUAGCUUGCAGGACUUGUUGAAGGUAUAAUGCUCUGGCAAAUAAUAGUUAUUGCAUGUGGGGGUUAGUACUUCAGGGCUCAAAGUUGAGUUAAGAUCACCUAGAGUUGGUCUGAAAUUUGAAUUCAGAUAUGAAAGCGUAAUUAGCAAAUUUAGCUUAAUCAUCUUUGACUAUAAUUAGUUGAGAGGAUUUUGUAAAUAGAAUAGAGAAAAGUAUUGAAGAAAUCUCUUUAAACCGGCUACAGAAAAAGAAACCAGAAUUAAAAUGUAACCCUGGGUUAGUGCCUUUGAACAACUGGGCCUUGUUCUAUACUUUGUUUAGAUUAGCUUGCAAGCAUGUCAGUUCUUGAGGGAUGCAGUGGGAAUGCACCACUUGGCAGACAAGCUUUUGCGGGCACAGUUGUAUUGUUGUAAAGAUAUUUUUUACAGUAAGAACUUGUUGGUAGUGCUGUGGUAUGCGAUAUAUCAUGCAGGUGAUGUUAUCUUGUGCAAUAUUGGUAGAGCUGUGGUUAACUUGCAGCAUCUUCGUAAAGCAGUGGCAUAUUGUGCAGGAAAUUUUGGUAUUGGUGUGGAAGAUUAUCUUGAGAGGUUGGUAAUGCUGUGCAGUUGAUAAUGCCGUUCAUGUUAUUGCGUGUUAUAGAUAUUGCAGGACAUGUUGGUAGAGCUGGAUGAUGAUGCUGAUGGACAGAUAUCUUUAGAUGAGUGGAUCAAGGGAGGACUUACCACAAUUCCUCUCAGAGUUCUGCUUGGUUUAGAAACUGUAAGUAUUGUAAUGACUAAAUAUCAUUUAUAUCAUUUUAACACCGAGGAAAUACCGGGUGAGUUUUUGCGUGAAAACAUGACAUGUUCAAACACAAAAGAUCACCAUUGCUAUGGCAGCCACAAAAUAAAUUGAACCUUUUUGCAGCCAAAAAAAUGUCAAAGUAAAAUGGUUUGGUAUUUCAUUGGUGUUUAUACAAUAAAUAGAGCAUGACAUUGUCGCUUGGAGAUAUGUAGAGACAUCCAACUUCGCUGUGCUCACUCGAGGGAAAUGGAGUUGAACAAUGGGAGAUAAAAUUCGUAUCCACGCGCGGGCAUGUAAUAUCCUCAAUUUAUAAAUCAACAUACCCAUGUAAUCUUAAAACUGCACAACACAGUCUUAUAUUGAAGCUUGGUUUUGGAACGCCUCUCCUAAACAAAAUGUCAGGUCACUUUAGCAAAACGUCUGCUAUGGAAGGAAGCAAUUAACCUGAGAUCAGGCGUUAUUUUAUUUUAUUUUUUUUUUUUGGCUAGGAAGCAAUGAGAGGCUAUACCAUUACCAUUCCUAAAUUUUUCGCGUUACUCUCAUGAAAGUUGUUGACACUCCCAUAACUUAUUCUUUCUUCUUUUUUACCCACAGCAAAUCAGAGAUGAUGGGCAGCACCAGGUAUCAUUACUUGUUGAUUUUCUAUUCACAAUACAAUUCACUUCAGUGUAAUUUUCUUUUGCAUUUCUAUGUUACCGUGUGUAACAUCCUGUAAUGGGUAUAUCCUGAUAAUAUAGGUUUUUGUAGCUUAAUUGGGGGAUCCCAUGUUAUUACUGGUAAACAUAUAAGUCUCCUAUGAAAUUGCCUUUUUUCCCUUGGAAAAUUAAAUAAUAGAGAAUUUGACAUGAGACCAGGCACUCCUGAUUUAGCUAAAGAACGGGAACGUCAGUUGACGACGGCGCGGGCAAAUCAGACAACUGGUUUGACCAAUGGCAGAGCGGCAAAUUGGGCAUAGGAAGUCGUGUUAGUCCUUUCCGCGCGCUUUCCCGUCGUCAACUGACGUUCCCGUCCUGUUGCUGAAUCAACUAUUAUUCCAGCAUCUUCCUACAUUCUUAAAGUAUUUUUUAUGCAUUCUCUUCUCAACAGUGGCGACAAAAGUAUUUCAGCAGACCGGCUUACUGCAACAUGUGUCACAAUGUUUUAAAUGGGUUUGGGCGCAAGCAAGGACUUCAGUGCUUAUGUAAGUCAGAUAGAUAAUCUUUCUAUGAUAUAGGCCAUGCGUUUUCCAGUUUGUACCCUAAAAUUAAAUUCGCCUUGAGUUAGGCUGUGUUUCGACACGGAUAAUAAUUUGAUGAAGAACACAAGAAAAGGUUACAUUGCUGGUUAAAAUUUAUUUCCCUUUGUUUUAGAAUCAUAAUGGAGACAUGUAAGUACGGGGAGAACUUUUAAGUUCUUAACGGGGAACGGGAUUUUGUCGAUGUAGGGAGAGCGCACAGGUGAACGGGCGUCAUUUGGUGGGACUUUUUUUUGUUUUUGAGAAGUUCUUAACGGGGAACCUACUUUGAAGCUCUCUGGGAUUUUGUCAAUAUAGGGAGAGCGCACUGGUGAACCGGCGUCAUUUUGGUGGGAAAAAGCUAUAGCCGUCGUCAUUUUACUACGGGUUUUAGCGGAAAUGUCGUAGUGACGGGAAAAUGUUGAAGGUUUUAUUACUUUGCGAUCUUAAGCUCCUUCAAUAAAAUAACCUUGUUAACUUUUCUGGUAACAAAAUAGGAAAAUGAAACUAACCCUAACCCUUGGAUAUCAUUGUACUUGAAACGAAAUCAUUGUUGUUGUUGUUGUCAGUUUUAAAUAGAUGAACAUUUAUAAUGUAGAUAGUACGUGGAUUGCCUGAUUUUUGCGUGAUGAAUCUAUUGUCUUUCCGCAGUCUGCAAGUACACAGUUCAUGAACGCUGCGUUCAGAGAGCGCCAGCAUCUUGUAUCAACACAUAUGUCAAGCAGUCAAGGAGAAGUGGAAAAAUGGUUAGUGAUAAGUAUUAAGAAGAGCCAUAAUAGGCUCUUUGUAUUAAGCAUUCUAGCAAUAACAACAAGUCAAUUUAGAAUUCAGUAUAAGGAAUCUUGUUUUCUUGUGUUGAGAAAGGCGAAUGGCAGACAACAAUGUUAAAAAGUUUUGCAAAUGAAAACGAUAUCGCGAGGCACCUUUGGACAUUUCCAUCGGCCGCAAUGAAACAUGAACCUCCAAUCAAUCAAUCAAUCAAUCAAUCGAUCGAUCGAUCAAUCAAUCAAUCAAUCAAUCAAUCAAUCAAUCAAUCAAUCAAUCAAUCAGUUAAUCAAUCAAUCAAUCAAUCAAUCAAUCGAUCGAUCAAUCAGUCAAACACGCGUGUGUACUAAUCUGGGACAUUAGCUUGUCUAACUUCUCUAAUGUUUGUUUAAUAAUGGAGCCUUCCACGGUUUUUUCGACUCGUAACGUGGAUCAAUUAGGGAUAGGGCACCUUAGCAGAAUAAAUAGCUUUGGGCUCGCAUGGAAAAAGGUGAAAAAAUAGCGCCUAUUCUGUAGACUACCAUUUCUUGAGAAACCUGGUUGACUUAUCGCUAAAGCGCUAGUCUUUUUAGGUGUCCUGUGGUGACAUUGAUGCCUUUUACUGAUAACGCAGUUUAAGCGAGAGGCAUUUUUUUUCCUACUUAGCAGCAAAAAGUCGCUUAUAGCCACAUCACCUAUUCUGUUUCUUUGAUUUUUCAGAGCAUGGAUCAUCACUGGACGGAAGGGAAUUGUCCUGGCAAGUGUUUUAAAUGCGGUAAAAAUGUGAAAAGUAACAACUGUCUGACUGGAUUACGCUGUGCAUGGUGCCAAGUUACUGUAAGUACUUAUGAGACAGGGUCGAUCUCUGUCGCUUUGCACUAUGGGUUGUGGGGGAAGAAGAUUGACAGAUUUUCCUGUCGGUUGUGACUAGAAUGCAUAGCCCCAAAUCAGAUUGUCAUCUUUAAUACUCAAAAUUCGCCACUGCAAACCUGUUCAAAAGGUGACAGUACGUGCGUGGCCAUUUGUCAAAGCGAAGAUGGUAUCUGCGACUUGUAUGCUGUUUCAAUGUACCGUGUCAAAGGGCGAAAAGAAGUUUUGUUUGGCCUUGAUUCCGGUUAAAUUCACGGCGCGAACCGCCCUACUUGUUUACAAUAGGAUGUGAUAUGAUGCUUCGAUCGGUCACUGACAGUGAUAUUCUACAGGAAACCAGCCGGGUGAUACGCGCUGUGAAUUUAACUGAAAUCAAAGUCAAACAUAAGUCCUUUGCCGUCUUGUGCUUUGUUUAUGUUUCCAUGGUGUGGAAGGGGUUAAAGCCUCGAGCAAAAAUUCAUCCAUCAACUCGUUACUCUUGUCAUUCAUUUCCUGCAGUAAAGUUAUUAUGUUUCCCAAGUUAUCAUCUCCCAAUCAGAAAGUUUUACAUUCAAAACAUAUACAACCACAGGUAGUAUGAGCAUGAAAUACAAGCAUCCAUAUCAGUAUGGUGUAAGACUUUUAACGAUUAUUGAAUAAGUGAUAACUUGCCCUGCUUAAUUACCACGCUUUUCUACUUUCAGAGUGGUUUUCUACUCGAUUCCUGGCUAUUUAAGCGGUGUUUUGAUGAUAUAUAGAACAAAAAUUUAUAGUAGAACAAACAACUGCUUAAAUGGUCGAAAAUUAACUAGAAAACCUCACAGAGGUUAAGUGGGGUAUGGAUUUUUCAUUCAAUACUCAUUCAUAGUUUCAGUGAAAUAAUCACAUCGGUUCUUUUCAUACAAGGUGUUGCCAAACAGACAAACCGUGUGGAUGCUUAUAUUUCCAGCUUGGCCUUCCUGUGGUACUACCACAGAAACGUAAGAGAACCUUAACUCUGUCAAAGCUAUCCUUCACGCAAAUGUUACAGGUUCAUGUGCAUCCGUCGUUUUGAACGCGGAAGUGAAAACAUCGAACUGUUUUUUUUUAGCCUAAUUGGUGGUGUAUAACGUUGGUUUUUUAGGUACAUAAUAAAUGUGCAACGCAUGUCGUCCCAGAGUGUAACCUCGGAGAACACAGAGAUCACAUACUGCCACCAGUAUCUAUCUCCCCAGCAGGACUGGUAUGUUAGUUUACUGUUAACAAGUGGCCGAUUCGCCACUUUAGAAACAAGAAGGGGACUGGAGCCUAAAUUGUGUCCCGCAAUUGUUUGUGGAAUCGUAACUAGGGACGCGCUGGUCAGAACCAGUAACAGUCCCAGAAGCCUUUGCGAAAGUCAACUCGGCCCAGUUUUCCUCGUAACUGUUGAAAAAGCUUGAAAUAAACAUUUGAGCUAAUUUUAUGUUGUAAAAUAUCCAAAAUCAAACAGAGCCACGCAUCAGUGUGUACUGAUGGAGGUCGACGAUGGGGUGAAGUUUUUAUGGUCACAUGACAUCUUCGGUUUGUUCACAGAUUCAAUAAUUAGAACUAUACUACAGGUCCCAGUUGUUCAAAAGCUCAAUAGCGUUAUCCACCGGAUAAAUCACUGUCGAGUGGAUAAUUAAUUGAGAAACCAACCGCAUUAUCCCCUGGAUAGAGAUUUAUCUGCUGGAUAGUGUUGUCCACCUUUUGUACAACUGGGGCCAGGCCUCCAUGAUCGAAGCUAGGAAAGAAUAAGGUUAAUGAAAUGUCUCCCGCUUUGACGCGCGCGUGUUACUCCAACCCGCACGCGUGUCAUUAAUCGACGAGUACUCGUCGGUAGUUAAUCCUGUUGUACAGAGUGUGCAAAGAAAGUCAUUUCUACAGCUUGCGAUUCCGACAAACUGAGGCUAGCAUUUACUUAAGCCCAAACGUCAUUUCAACUAGCCCCCAAAAUUUUUUGACGGGCAGAGAUGAUUUCACAGCUCUUCUGUAAGCUGAAUUCCUCAAAAUACUUCACUUGCCCAUCGGACAAGUUAAGAACAGAAUUCACUAGCCCAAAAGCAAAAUCCAUUAGCCCCAGUGGCCUAUCGGACACUACUUUCUUUGCGCGCUGUGUACACAACCAUUUAUCUACCAGCACUGAUUAGCUAUCAAGCUUUUACUUUCUAUAUGAAAUACAUAUGCACAUUUCUUCUGCGGUUUUCAAUUUUUUUAGGACAGAAAAAAGGAAAACUCAACCCCAGAGGCGCAUAGAAAAAGAGCAAACUCUUACGUCAAUUUUGAGGGCAUGCCAAUGCAAGUAAGUGCUAUAGUUAUUGGCCACGAACGAAACAACUGAUAUCAUCCACCGUCUUUAUAUAUGGUAUUAGGUUUCUGGUAAUUUGGUAAAAUGUAAACUUAACAUUGUUAAAAAUAAAGGCCUUUAGAUUCGAGGAGGAGGACUGUCACGAGGACGAGAUUCAACUUAAAGUUUUUUCUUCUCAAAACAUAGACUCCCCGGAAAGCUUCAUUGUACUUAAUUCACCAGAAAAGUAACAGAGCUAUUUUGAUUGAAGGAGUUUAGGGCUUCUUCCGAUGGCAAAUUGAUAAAACUUAUACGAUUUGAUAAUGUGUUCCCGCCACUGCAUUCUCGCUAAAACACGUUGUGAAUGAUGACGGAUAUCAUAUUUUCCCGCCAAAAUGACGCUGGUUCAUGCGCGCGCACUACUAAGUGUUGAGAGAGCUCUUCCCCUUUUUAAAAGAAGUGACGUUUACUUUGCUCCUGUUUACGAUACAGUUCGUUGUCUUCACAGAUCUCACCUCUGCGUGGCACACAUCCGUUAGCAGUGUUUAUAAACCCCAAAAGCGGCGGUAGACAAGGCGCCAGGUAGGUGCAGAAUUUCUGUUUCAUCCGCUGUCCUUUUUUAGAUCCUUCAGGUUGUGUGAUAUUAGUCGUUGGCAGGGUAGUUCGUUUCGCUUUCCCCUUGAUUAUUCACCGAUCAUCUUUAGUCAUCUUUUUUUUAUUUUACCCAGGGAAUUCAUCUAUGCAGGAAAUUGAGAUUAACGGAUUAAAAAAAUGUACACUGGAUUUGUUAUUUAUGUGGUCCAUGCAUCCUCCGGCUUGUUUUGGGCAACACGGAUCAAAAGUCGGGGAGGAAUUCAAUGGCCUUUUGAUUUCACUCAAACAUUUGAAAUCCCUUCAGACAGCAAUGGCAAUGCAAGGAAAAAAUCCAAUGUGCAAUUACUGCAGUUUUCAAUAACAUGCGAACUCUGAAGUUCAAAACCGAACAAACAAUUGGGUUAUUUGCUGCCGUCAAUUAUCUUAGUGGACCUCUCGGAAAUCAAAAGUUUAUUUUAACGAGUUGAAAAGAUCAUGGUUUGUGAUUGGUGGAUUUCGUUCUAUUUUAUGGCAGUUUUGGUGUGCUUGAUGGUUCAUUGCUUGUGACGGUAAUUCUGAUUGAAUGCAGCGAAAAACGCGAUUGGGAAGUUGAAGUUAAACUUCAGUGUUCACGUGUUAGUGAAAAGCGCAGUAAAUAGCAACUUUGUAAAAAAUUUGCUAUUUUCACAUUACCCAUAAUACACCUUGUUUAUAGUUCCCUAUUUUUCCUAAGCCUUGUUUUUGCAUUCUAUUGGGUCGAAUGUAAUACUGAGGAGACAUUGAAAACAAUUCUUAUGCCAACUUUUUUUCUUUGGGGAUGGGCCAGGUGGUAUUCAAGCUGCAUUAUGGGCAAUGCGAAAGUGGCAAAUUGCAGAAAACGUCUUUAAAAUGCCCUUGAUGGUAGUUAUUUAUUUCUGUAUCUCCAGGUUACUGCACAAGUUCCAGUAUUUGCUUAAUCCAAGACAAGUUUUUAAUCUUGGCGAAGGUGGACCUGGUCCUGGGUAUGUAACCUGUUGACACGCUAGAGCGUUUUUUACAUGACGUCUCGUCCGCCAUUUUGGUGUCCCAGACAGUGAAAUGGCGGCCAUGUUGAUGUCCCAAGCCAAUCCUGUAGGAGUGAACCUUUUUCGUGUAUAAAAACAUUCUUUUCCUCCAGAAAAGGAGUGAAAAGGCUCUAUAGAAAGGUUCAGUAGAGAGCUGGAGGUUAUUUUUUUAAGCCAGAGUAAGGAUGUUGACCAAACUCGUUUUUAUAAUGCCAUGCGUUUUUGUGGAUUCAGAGGAAAUCGAGGUCUGUUAAUAUAUAAAGGUAAAAAGAACGAUGCUCAUAUAUCCAGCCAUCUAAAGACUAUUGACCAAAAAAGGAAUAAAGGAUUUAUUACAUAUCCAAAAGCGAGAACAUAGUGGGCUACAGCUGCGUCCCCUCCCCCUUGGGUAACCAGUAGACCUUCUUAGCUUGUAUGUUUUGUUUUUCCAUUUCAGACCAUGUUAUGGUACCGCAGAGAACUGUUUCGUUCAAAUGUCGUGAAAUGUCGUCUUAUCCACGUCCAUGUGUAUAUGUUACUGGUCAUUUUUGAUUUCAGUUUAAUUUUGAUUUAACCUAGGUUGAUUCUCAAUUUCUAAUGUCUCCUAGCCCGGCCUAGAAAACGAGAAAUUAAGAAUCAACCUCGGUUGAAAAACUUUAACCUGAAAUCAAAUUUGACCUGUAACAUAUACAUAGUUUAAGAGAAGAUAAAAGGCAGUCUCUCUUCAGAAUAUCACUUGGAGCAAAUUCACUUGUAGCAUACCCUCUAAAGCCUUAGCAGUCGCAUUUACCUGCUGAAAAAUUCAAGUUCAAAAACUCUGAAAAAUUCCCACGGGCAAAUGAGGUGGCUAUAAACGGAUGUUGCAAACCUUUUCAACCUUGGUCUGAAUUGGGAAAACAAAACAUACAAGCUUUAAAGGUCUAUCGGAACACAAGAUUUCCUUCAUUUUGUCACUCUCCUCCUUGGUACAUUUGACAGGAAGAUGGCCCUCCGUAAAAAUAAGCAUUUGAUCACGAUAUCUUACGGGAAAAUAGGGUCUGUAAACAGUCUGAUCAAGAAUUAAAGUGCAGUUUGCAACGGGAUAAAUGUAAAGUUACUGCUAGUGCUUUACUGCGUUGGCUUUUGUUGAGGCGUCCCAUUACGUGCUUUUUUUACAGACUAAAGUUCUUCCAAGGCGUGUCUGAUUUUCGUGUUCUUUGUUGCGGCGGGGAUGGUACAGCAGGCUGGGUACUAGCGACAAUCGGUGAGUAAACCCUGAAAGUUGUUACUGUGUACUUUUGGUUGACUUCAGUAAAAGUCCUCAUAGUUAUAAGCGACUAUCUCGCAAAAAAAAAAUGCACUUUAUUUGAGUGUCAAUGUAUUUAGCACGAAAGUGCUAUUUGGGGACACGUGCUCGUCCCAGCCACGUGUUCAUUUCUCAGUCAUUUUAAGACCCUGAGUGUUGGUACGGUCCCGGAAAUCAAACCCGCGACCUCCCGCUCACCAGUCAAGCGCUCUACCGACUGAGCUAAUCCUGCUACAAAUUCAUGAAGGCAGUCGCAACUCGAGCUGGUCGGUCACAAGGGCGACUUACUUAGGUCGCUUACUGAAGCUUUUAGCGAAACGUCGUCUGUCUAAAAAACCUGAGGCCGAUGGUGCGCUAUUUCCCCCCCCCCCCCCAACCUCUCCCCCCCCUUCUAGGUUAGUCAGCUGAGGAGAGCUUCGACUGUACUGACGAUUUGGGUUAACUUUGCUUGCUUGAUCCACAGUAUCCAUAAAAUUAUACUGAACUUUUAUAUGUUUUUUUUCGAUUAAUAGAUAAAUUACAGAUAAAGAAACCACCCCCUGUAGCCAUUUUACCUCUUGGUAAGUAAAGCAUUUUUUCAUUUUACCUACUCACAAGAAAAUGAUGAUAGGAACACUUUCCAAUCAAUUUAUAGCAUGUUAUUAUAGGGUAGAGUAAAUUUAAUACUGUUUUUGAUCAACAGGCACAGGAAAUGAUCUGGCAAGAUGUUUAAAGUGGGGAGGAGGUAAGCAAUAAACUCAGUAACAGCAGCUUGUAGGUCUUGAGUCUAACUUGUGUUUUGUUAGGCAUUCGAAGGGUUGUUUAUUGAGAAGAGGUCAAUGAAUUAAGAAGUUUCAGCCAUUACAGUAAUAGAGCGAGUUAACCUGUCUUGAUCUUACUUUAGAGCUCAUAAUAAAAACGCCUUGAGUUAACUGUCCCAUAUUAUGUUUUUUCUUUCAGGUUACGAAGGCGGCAGUAUAUCUAAAGUGCUAAGUCUCGUUCAAAAGAGUUCGGUCGUAAGCCUGGACAGGUACUUGUUGUUCCGUCUUUUGAUAGGCUAACUACCCACUAAUACACCCCGGUUCUCGAAAUAUGGUUUAGUUUAACCCAGGAUUAAGCCAAAUUUUAAGUAAGAUUUUCUUGUCUAAGAGCGUGCAACUCUAGCUUACAAAAUACUGUUCAGCCCUUACUCCGAGAUACAGUAAUGAUAACACAAAAUGCUACUCCAAGCAAUGCAUAGAAAUGUAAAAUACAAGAACGGGGCAAAAUUUUAAUCCUGGUUACUCCAAUACCGCCACGCCUAAACCCCUUUCCGCCUCCCUUUCACGCACACACAAUUUUUGUUUUAUCAUUCGAUCACCGAGUUUGUUUUUUAAGGAAUAUCUUCGGGAAGCGAAGCGAUCUGCCAUUUUCACGCAAGAGCGAUCGCAAGAAGGUGAAAAGUGUGGUUUCAUUUACGCGUAAGCAGAAUAGUAUUUGCAGGCAAAAGGAGUUGAACGACAUUGCGCAUGAUCACACCAUUAUUUGUAGGCAGUUAUUUGCAGGUCACGUGGUGGGCUCUCGGCCAAUGAAAAGGAAGAAUCAUUUGCAUCGAAUGAUAAAGAAUAUUGAUAGAUGAUACCACCUAAUAACUAACAGGACCAUAUACAGUUGUUUGCUAAGCAGCCUAGCCUUUGGGUGAAAGAGAGGCUGACCGUGAAUUUUUUCUCACAAAAACAGUGCCAUUCAAAAGCAGUAUGGUGUCCGUCAAAAGAGUCACUUCUAGCCUCGCUUACUCUCAAGGCUAGGAUACUCAGACUACACAACAGUAAAGUGGUCUAUUUUAAUGAUUAAGCACUUGUCUUGCAAAAUCAAAUAAGUUGUUUUAAUUUCAGGUGGUCAGUUUCGUUCAAACGAACUAACUCAGAAGACAUUGGAGACCCACCUCCUCUGGAUAUCAUCAAUAAUUACUUCUCCAUUGGAGUGGUAUGUUUAAUUCAUUAUUAAAAUAACCCUUACUUUAGUCUACGAGCAGCGAGCUUCGCUCCUGUUUGGUUCCCCCAAUCGCGAAUUUUGAUCGGAUGAACCUUGUGAAAUCGUUCGAUCGAUAUUUGAUCGAGCAGUCAUCGAUGAAGCCCCCUUCCCAGGCUUAUUUAUUUCUAGCACGUUAGUGGGAGGGGGGGGGGGGCUUGAUAGAGAAGAGGGCUUUUUUAAUGUUGUGAAGAUGAUGGUACCAAUUCUCCAUAAAGUACUAGAAUGCAAAGUGGAAAAAGCCCUAUGAAAAGUUGGACGUCAUAAGAAAAAAAUCCGAACUUCCAGGACGUAAAUAAACCAUACCAGAUCAUUCCCGGAGAAGUGUUACAGCGGUGAUAAAUUAAUACAGUCGAUCAUUUAAGAGGGGCAUAAAAGAUAGGGAGAAGAGGAAUUAAUAACUUUCGUCUCCUGAAAUAAUGGAGGGGGAGGGGGAGGAGAGGGGCUUAUUAUAGGAUUUACAGGAUUAUUCAAUUUCCGCUCCGGUACCCUGUGACGUGUUUUUCAAAACUUUCAUGGGGAUUUUUACUUUUCACCUCUCUCACUACAAUUUUCUUCUAAUUCUUAGGAUGCAUCUGUGGCUUUGAAGUUUCAUUUACAAAGAGAAAAGAAUCCAGAAAAGUUUAACAGCAGGUACAUAAACUGCAACAAAGGCCUUUGAUAUUAGGCCCGUAGAUUUGUUUGGUGUGACGUAAAACCUUUGCUUUUUCACAGGUUAAAGAACAAACUUCGUUAUUUUGAGUGUGGGACAUCAGAGACAAUUUCAGCUACAUGCAAGAAUUUACACGAGGAUAUUGAAAUUGUUGUAAGUUUUAUUUCUUUGUUGUUUCUGUUGUCACUUGUUGGAUACGUCAAACAAUGCACUGGAACAUCUUGUCUUCUGAGUAUUUAAAACAGCUUUUAAAAACCGUCCUCACAGCUACCACCUUUUUUCAAUAUUUGUAACAUUAACUAGGGCUGCUCCACGCGAACAACGGAGACGAGGCAAGUUAAUCCGCCAUAUUUGGGUGUAGAAUGCUUGAAUACGCUAGCCUAUCUCAUUACGGGUUCGCGUGGUUUUAACAGAGUUCGCACAGAGUCUUGAAUUCUUGAAAAAAUCUUGAAAUUUGCCCAGCAAUUUUCCAGACCUAGAAAAAGUCUGGAAAAUAGAGGUACAGUCUGGGAGAAUGAUAAAAAGUCUUGAGCGUUUUUUUCCAAAGUUACACAAGUGUUUUAUAAGUGAAAAUUUUUUUUUGUUUUUGUCGUAUUCAAUCUCGCCGAUACGUUUGCAGUGCAUCGUGAAAAAACUUUGUUCCUGUAUUUUUUGAGCGUAAAGUGCGGUAUUUAUCCCCUAUUUGAUAACCUCGAGUCUGGAAAAAGAAAUGAUUGUUUUGGAAAGUCUGGAAAAAGUCUGGAAUGUUGGAUCCAAAAAUCUGUACAAACCCUGUUUUAAGAAGUUAAAAUUGGGCGUGCGUAACGUCGCUGACUUUCAAAGUUUUGUUGAGGUUUCUGGGUAUCUGACCAGCUACCCCUCCCCUAAGUCACAAUGUUGCCCGAAGUGAGAAGUAAGUGUUAAGUUGACUUAGGGAAGGGUUAGGUGCUCGGUUACCCAGAAAUCUUAAUUUAUUCCAAACGUUUAGCGUGGGAACUGUGGAUCUUGAAACCUCAAGCUUACUUAUUUUCACCCAUUCUUUAGUGCGAUGGUACACCGUUAGAGCUGCCUCAGCUUGAAGGAAUCGCUGUGAUAAAUAUUCCCAGUGUGUAUGGAGGAGCAAACCUGUGGGGUGAAACAGAUAAGAAGAAAGUUAGAAAGUCACGUGCCAGAGCAAGUGGCAGAUCUAAUGACUUAGAGUGGGCAGUACAAGGUAUGUGGUGUAUAGGAAGUGGUCGUUUGACUGACACGUAUGGUCCACCCUUCCCCGCUCAAUCAGAUGAAAGACAAUUCCAGUAGCAAGUCGAUUUCCAAGGCGAAGAAUUUUUAAACCCAAUUUCACACUCCAGUGGCCAGAUAAGAUAGAAAAUAUUUUCCGUCAAAAUUCACUAAAAAAAGAAACUCGCCAAGUUUUUUCCCACAGAACAACAACUCGGGCUGUGUAACACUGCGUGACUUUCGUUUUUGCAGAAAUCACCUGGUAUUCCGUACUUUUGUGAUUAUUUUUUAAAUUUCGAUACUCUGAAAUGCGUUCCUUUUGUGACGUACGUGAAUGCUAACUGUUAAAAUUUAUUUUCCCUUUGUGGAAUUUAUUAAAAUGUAUGAUUGUCACAAAAAUGUUUGUUUGUGAAUCUUCGCCUGUUUUAUUUCUAUGUAGCAGAAAGUUAACGCUGAAUUGUUUUGUUCAGUGUGCUAUGUUGUUUGGUCUUAGAUUUUAAUGACAGAUAGCUCAUUUGAGAGAGUGGUGUCUUCCCAACCUCUCUGCGUCUCUAAUUGUUGUUAUUGCAUGUUAAGACAUAGGAGAUGGACAGCUUGAGGUGGUAGGACUUAAAAAUUCUUUAGAUGUGGGACAAAUCAUCGCUGGUGUCAGAGCACAUGGUCUCAGAUUGGCUCAGUGCUCCUCUAUCACAAUAAGGUAAACAAGUGCAAGUGAGAUUUCUAUGGACAGUUUCAACUGUGUUAAUAAUACACACCCAUAAUAAACACCCAUUAUGUACAACAUUAUGUGCAUCCGUCGUCGGUAGCAAAUUUAGUUUCAAGGACUUAAAGGCUGACUUCAUGAACCGAGCUGACUCGCUAUGCCAAGAUCGCAGCAAGUUAUUUGAAUGCAACUAUAAUCACCUUCGUGACAGUCGUGAAAUUACGUGACAGUCGAGCCAGCCUGCUUAGUUCAGCUUCCGGUGGUGAGAUUGCAUCAUUCAAACAUGGAUAAAAGUCAUCUCCGUUAUGCGAGCCAUCCCGGCUCUUGUGAUCAGCACUUUUGUUAGUACCAAACACUCUGGUGGGGAACAAAAGAUCACCUAAAACACUAUACACCUUUCCUCUACAUCUGCCGCCGCUGAACGUUUCUUCUUCCAGCUUAUUGAGGGACUUGAAAGUGUAUUGAUUUCUAGAUAUGUCUUGUAGGAGACUAGUCUGCUACACAGCCGUUUUCAUUGUCGUCACGCAACGCUUCUUUGUGGGAAAGAACGUUGUGUGACGACACUAAAAACGGCUGUGUAGCAGAUUAGUAGGGGAUGGGUGAGGACAGGUUUAAGUUUGUGUUAGGUGUUGACCUUAUUCUGGAAAACGAAUACAAAACAACCCAGAAUUUUCGUUCGCUUGACCUGCUAUUCCUAUUCUGGAAUAAGUGGAUUAAAAAGGAAUGAUGGCGUCAGGGUUCCUCUGCAAUAUACUCCUUUUCACCAGGAACUCUAUUUGUGUUGUCGAAUGUGAUGCAUCGUACAGUCAGUUUUGUUGUAGAUAUAUCAUCUGAGUUUCUUUGUCUCUCUUCAGGUCCAGGAAACUAUUUCCAAUGCAGAUUGAUGGAGAACCGUGGAUGCAGCCUCCUGCAGAGGUACGACAAGAACAUUUCACUGUUAACUCCAUCUGGUCUAUCUUACCUUUUAAA